Acipenser ruthenus (sterlet) is the source of this 7725-nucleotide messenger RNA. RefSeq lists its product as uncharacterized. NCBI's taxonomy places the organism in Eukaryota, Metazoa, Chordata, Actinopteri, Acipenseriformes, Acipenseridae. The record is from RefSeq and is a predicted model, not a curated record. The transcript has a single exon. The coding region runs from base 5177 to 6667 and encodes 496 amino acids.
AGAAACCCAUUUGCCCAGCCUGAAUCCCGUGUGCACAGGACCAGGACAAAGUGAAUGGACAGAGACUGCUUCUAACUUCUGACCAGACGGUGUGGAGAAUCUUUGAAUCAGGACUUCAGCUCGAACAUAUAACCACGUACAUUGGUGAGUAGUUACUGGUUUAUUCUUUUAUAUGCAGUGUUUAGAAUGUAGUGAGAAUCAAGGGUAGAGUAUGAAAGAGGACUUCUUGAUAAUUCAUGUACAUUGAGGACACAAUUAGUUAAGUCAAGAGAGAUUGACCGCUGAACUAAAAGUGUAUUGACUAUUAGGACUUUAGGUAUGAAAAAGGACCUCUGGAUUCCUAAAAAAGUCGGAGUAAAUCGUGUAGUGUUAUGACGUGCCAGUAGAGUCUAUUGGACUAGUUACACGGACUUGUAUAGCUCAACAGGUACGGGCAUACUCGGAUUUAUGUUUUAUGUUUGUUUUUGAGAGGGUUUGGUACACCUGUUUUGUCUUUGUUUUUACUGUUUGGUUUAUAAGUCACGAUAAGGGGGCAAUAGGAUAAGCCUCUUAUUUAACUGUCCACAUUAGGUGGUACAGAUAAGGAACAAUCAGACAAUAAGUUCCAGUUAAGCCCAAAUAGCACAUACAAAAGUGUAAAUUAAAUGUGCAAUAAACCAAAAUAAAAGUCUAUGCUUCGUUAAGCAUAGCUUUAAACACGGAAUAUUGGUAAAAACAAGACAAAACUAAAAAGUGGUGUUGUUUUGUUAGUUUUGUGUUUUGUUGGGAGUCUGAUCAACUCCAAAUAUGUUAGAAGCUGACCCUCAAUGUCAUCAAAUGGAUGACUGGAGAAUAUGGAACAUAGACUAUGUGUUAAAACAUGGCAAAAAGGGAAGCUAUGUACAGAACAGUAAUGUACAUGUUCAUGUGACAGGUCAGGAGUGUGUGUCUCGUAAGAAGAAAAAGACAAAGGCGAUUCAAAACUGGUAGCCCACAAAAAAACAAAAAAACUGUAAAAUUGAAAGGUCACAUUAAAAUGUAAUUAAGAAGUUGCUUAUUAAUGAUUGUUUGAGUAAUUCUGAUUUUGCUUAAGCGUGGAGAUAAAGUAGCAUCUUAGAAAAACUAUGUACUAAGAACCAGCAUGAAUACUUAUUGUCUUGCCUCGAUCAUAAGAGGGUUUGAUAAGGGAAAGAGACCCAUGUUAACUGAUGAGUUAUUUGUAUUGUGUUAGUGUUUGAAUGCAAAGGAAUGGCCAACCUUUGAACUAAAACAAUAACACAAAUAUACAAAGCAACAAUUAAUAGUUUGUUCAGGAUUAUAUUGGUAAACAAGAGGAACAUUUUGUCUUUCUGAUAGAGGGUUUACUUGAAAAGAAAGUGGUGGUAUUGUUUUGGUACGCAGGGUCUGUGUCUCCCUGGUCACAGAUUCAGGGAGGAAUAGGGAAAAAAACUUGCGUGACCAUAUUUGGGCAGAGAGAGAAAAGACUGUAGAGAAUGAGAAUAGAUCACUGUUAGACAGACUAAAAAAUAAAAAGACUUUUAGGAAGAGAACAAAUGUUUUUGGAGAUCAAUAAAUCUGAAACAAAUUAAAUUAUCGACCUGGAAAUAUUUUAAAAAUAUUUUCAUGAAUGAAUGUUAAGUGUUUGUUUGAGAGUGAAUUUUAUGUUUAAGACACGGGUGAAUUUUAUGAAUCACCUAUGAAUACAUAUUUGAAACCAAGAUCACAUGAGUGGUAGAGUUUGUAUUAUUGGUGUAGCUAAAAAAAGUGCAGAGUUCAAACGAUGUUUUAUUUAAGGGGUCUGUUUGUUUAGUUCAUGUUGAAUUAAACAGGGAGAUUGCAUUCUCUUUGAAUGGAAAACGCGUAGUUUAAUAAAGCACUGAUGUUAUCAGUAUUAACUGGGUUUAUUCUGAUGUUGCUAAAGCACACUACGAGUAGAAGGAAAAAAAGUUGAAUUGUUAGAGAGCAUAAAAUACAAUUCAAAUGGGGAAAAAGAGGUCACAAUCGAUAUCAGAGUGAUCUACAGGGAUUUCAACUUCUGCUAAGGCAUCAGAAUGCAGUGAUGCAGGAGACAAAAGCAGUGUCACUCAGAGCUACGCGAGUGAUGUGAAAUGGGAUGUUUGCACACAUGUGUACGAUGUGUUUUGUUUAUGGUGGUUACAAUUAGUAUUUUACGGAGCUUCUUGCAGGAGAGGUGAUGAUAAUUAGAUUAAUGUGAUAACUGAAACAUGAAUAAAUCGCGAGUGACAUGAGAUUAUUGAUGGUGCAGUAUAGGACUGCAGGAUUGAUGGAUUGUGAUACUGGUAUGAUAGACAGUCUGUUGGUUAAUGUUUGUGUGUUUGUCUGUGAAUAUAGGGUAUGAAUACUCUCUUGUGGAAGUUCAGCACAGGACGCUGAGCUAAUGGAAAUAUUGUGAUGCAAAAUAAAGUCAACUUCUCACUGUCUAAUACAGAACAGACAGUCGCAGUAGCAAAAGUAAUUAUGCACUCACAGUAAUACAAAUGCACUUGGUAGGAUUGACCAUGGGGAAACGCCCGUGUAAAUUAAUCAAAUAAAGAAUAUAUUCGCUGGCUUAAGCAUGAAGCAACCUGCGCCCUGGUUGGCGAAGUACAGUGAUUCCAUGUCCUCUGCCACCCAAAGAGCUCUGGGUUGGUAGAGCUUGUGGAUCACAUUCUAAAAAGGAAGCAUCAUAAACAGGUGCUCAUGAAGGUCAGGUUUAUGUGCACACACAUUUUCUUUUUCUCACUGGACUAUUUCUAUAAUAGAUCCUGAUUUAUUUUGAUCUGCUAAAAAGGAUGCUGUUAUUAAUUGCAGCAAGAAUAGGCAGUACUUUUAUUUCUGUAUGCGUUAUUGAGAAACAUUAACGUUUGAAUACAUUUCUUUGUAAACUUUCUUUUCAACUGUUAUUGUGAUAUGUGCUCUGGACGUCUUGCCAAGAAGGGAGAGAUCAAUGUAUGACUAACAUCUUACAGGACUGUUCUCAACUAGGUAAUAUCAUACAGUAUGUGGACGACAUACUGUUGCAACGAGAACUGCGGAGAAGCACUAUCUGUUGCUGGAGGAGCACGCUACUCUCAAGUUAAAUCUAAAGAAAACUGCAUUAAUGAAAUCAUCUGUUUGUUUCUUAGGAGUACAGGUGGAAACUGGAGGACACACACCUGACCCAGGAAAUAAAAAGCUGAUUAAAAAUCUGCCCCUUAGAUCUUUUUGGGCAUAUUUGGAUUCUGUCAGGACUUCAUGGAAGGAUACAGCGAACUAGCUGUCACCCUCUAUGAACACCUGAAUUGAGGCAUUAAAACAGGCACUGAUUCCAACCCCACUCAGGGUCUCCAUUCAAAUUAAAAAAAAAAAAAAAAAAAAGCGGGGGGUUGGAAGGCUGAUUGGGGAGGUCCGUAUGAGAUAAUGGACAAACUGGGAGAAACCAAUUUGAAAUUGGCAAUACAAAAAUGAGGGAGUGAAAACUGGCUUGAAAACUAGUUUCACUGAUAAGCAAGCCUGCUGGAGAACGGAAAUUCCUAAGGGUACUGAUGCAGUUAGGUUAGAGUAGUAGUUGUGAGCAAUGAAGCAGAUAGAGAUUUGUAGUUACUUUCAGAGUACAGACACAGGUCUAAGGCUUUUCUCUUCUCCUACAGGUUCAUGCUGGAACUGAUAUUUUAUAUUAUGUUCACGAUAUGGGGUGGACAUAGGCUUUGAGAAAAAUACAAGAUAGAAUUAACAGACAUUGGCGAUUCUUAGAAUUGCAAUAACAUUAUCAAUGCAGAUGAAAAAGAGACUAUUCAAGAAUUAACCUUUUUGAAAUUAAAUCAGAUAUUAAUCAAAAGAAUAAAUACUGCACUUGUUCUCCACAGGUUCCGAGAUAAUACUGAUGGCGUUUAUGUGGAAUGGAAGCACAAUGCUGUUCAUCGGAACUGAGAGGACCAUUUCAGAAGAGUUUGUGCAGAAAGUUCCAAUACACUUGUGGGACAAUUUGGAUAUGCAAACAGGAACUGUACAUAUUAACCUGCAUAACUUUACAAUGCUUGUCCAUGAUAUGUAGUAAUUAAGCUCUACCAUAUAUCUGGAACAAGAGUGUAAGUUGCUGAGAGACAGUCAUGAGGAGGUAUCUGAAACCACAGAGACAUUCUUACAUAUGGGGAACCAUUCCGGUCUGCAUAUCAAAAGAAGAAAUUAUGAUGACGUUAAAGUGACAUUUUUGGGGAUGUAAUGGGGACUGUUAAUUUCAGUUAACAUACCUGAUAAUGAAACUACGUAUUAUAAACUUGGGGUAUAGAUGUAUGAUUGGUGAAAAGAUUUGUCUUAGUUUAAAGAUACUAAAGGUAAUAUGUCAGCGAUCCUGGAGUGCAGAGAUGGGAAGGUCUCAUGUAAUUUAUUACUAAUCACAUUCAGUAAAAUAACAAAAGCUGCAAAGGUUGUACCAUUGACCUCUAGAGGCACUGGGAGUAUGGAGUUUGUGUUGUUCAUGACACUUAAGAGUGGCAUUGUUAAGACAUUGUAUCUGCCAUCCAUGGUAGGGAGGUAAAAUGGUUGGUGUCUUGCAAUGGAUUAUUUGGAGUGUUGUUAGGAACAUAAUACUAUAUUAAUAUGUACUUGUAAGGUAAUGGGACAUCCUAUGUUGAAUGGAAAUACCAAUUGAAAACAGCUGUUCUACUGAAAAAUAUGGUUACCUAUAUUAGACAUUAAUUUUGGAAAUCAUGUGAACUUUGAAUGAUAUGCUGUAGUGUUGAAUAUGUCUAAAAUGAGGCACUAUUUUAGUACUUGUUCAAUGCAUAGUGAUCAUGUUUGAAGUUAUAGUUUUAGGUUUUAAUCAGUUUUAAGUGUAUCAUAAGAUUGAGAUGGUCUAGAAUAUUGGAUUCUAGAAAGAUGUAAUUUAACAUACGGGUUAAAAAUAAUGAUGCACCUAAAUGUGUUAGAGCAACAUGAGUGUGGUUCUGAUCAAGAGGAUGGGGAUCCACAGCUGGAACAUAGAGUUUAUUCUGAGAGUACUGUAGUUUCGAAUAGAAGAUGUGAUUAUGAGCUUACAGAGUUAAACCAACACUGCACUGCGUAGCUAAAGAGCAGGACGGGUGGGUGAAAUUGGGAGGCAUAGAUUGCUGUAAGGAAUUGAGUACGUCAGUAAUUUGCACUUGUUCCAUGCGGGGUGAUCCAAUUUCUUGAAACAGGGCAGUAAACCGUACUAUCGAGGUAAAAUCACUACGAAAGUAUGUCCCCUUUGCACCCCCUACCUCGGGAAGGUAUCAUUCUCGGACCAGAAAGAAAAACUGUUUUGGAUGAUGUGAAUAUAGUAUUAUCGUAUGUAAUGUAUAAUUUCACAAAUCUAACUGUUAUAUUUGAACAGCAUUGCAAGCAACACACCAAUAUCCAGAAUUGGCUUCAAAGAGAAAUAAGUAGUACAAUAAAAGAUUACAAAGAGCGAAUAGCCGAACGAAUGUAUGAAGGUAAUGAGAAACGUAGGAAGAGGGGACUUUUUGAUGAAAUAGCAGGAUGGUUUGGUGCAGGAAAUUCUGUUGCAAACAGCUGGGAUAUUUAUCAAAUGUCAAAAGGGCAAACUUGGAUAGCAAGUGCUGUGGGAGAAGGGAUAGAAAGAUUGGGGAAUGGACAGAUGUAUGUAAAUCAAGGGAUUAGGCUCCAGGGUACAGCUAUAUAUGAGCUAAUGGAUGGAACAGAGGGAGCCCUGCACAAUUUGACCAAAGCAAUAGAUUGUAGAAUAUUUGAGGGUGACCUUUUAAAAACAAUGAAGGAAGAAAUAAUGGACAUUAGGCUAAGAGUGGUACCUAGACAUGCACAGGAGGAACUCAGGUUGAGGUUGGCAAUGAUCCACCCGGAUCAGACUGACCUCCUAGGAGCUAGUUUAGUGUGGCCAAAGGAGAAUGGCAAGGAACCACCUGGUCACAUAGGGUUCUAUCUCUCAAUACCAUACCUGGAUCCUAAUAAACAGUAUAAAGACAGUUUGAAGAUUAGACCGAUAGGAGUACUACACAAUGAGACAGUGAUAGUUUGGGAAAAGGCUACAUGGAAAGUUCAGCGAGGCAACUGGAGUGGUGUGGUGCAUGAAGCAUGUUGUUAUGAAACAAAUAGUCAUGUAGUUUGCCGGUGUCCUGCAAUCACCGGAAUUAAUAGAAAUAUAAGCACUGAAUUAGAGGUACAUCCACUAGAGGGGUGGAAAAAAGCAGUGCAGGUUGGGAAAUAUCAAUGGUGUGUGUUGAGUAACCAUACCAAUUUUAAGUAUGGUGAUUUAACUUGUCAGACUUCUCCAGGAUUUUGUUUUUCUCCAACACAUGCAGUUCAGAUUGGAGAUAUAUAUAUACCUGAACCUGAAGCAGAGGAGUUCCAAAUUACCGCUUGGUGGGAUGACACAUAUCUAGAUUCAUAUUCGGUCAUUUUUUCUCAAAUGCACAAAUUGGUUAAAAUAGCCCUACAAAGAGCGGAACAGAAGCUGCUCAAAGCUAAGGUCGAAGUUGAUUUGGCACAAUUAAAAGCCACCGUAUUGAAACGAUAUGGAUGGUCAGGGCAGGCCUUAGGGCACACUUUUGGGGAUUAUGUUGUUUUAAUAAUACUGUUAAUAAUAAUAGUAUUGAUUUUGUGGAAUAGCAUUCAGUGUUUUUGGUGGAAAAAACAACAUCGACAGUUAGAAAGGACCAUUGGCAGAUGGGAAACUGUAAACUUACUGGGAGCCACCAUGAAUAAGAAAUAAUACCUGUGUACAGUGAUAAACUGUAUUUACUGUAUGUUUACUGUAUGUUUAUUUUUCAUUUUUUGUAUUAUUUUUACGUAUGUUUGUUUGUUUUUUUUGUUUGUUUUUUGCUCAUGACAUACUUACAUGGAGAAACAGCAAAGGCAAGGUAGAUACCUACACAUAAUGGAGAGACUUAGAAUGAGAGGAACAUACUUCACUAUAAUAUAUUAUACAAACACGGUACUUGAUGUGACUACUCAGAACCAGCGAAGAGGACAUCUGAGGGCUCGGGAUCAUGUCAGCAACUUGGUUGUAGCGGGUCACCCCCCUCCAUCUUAUAUUUUAAAAGUAGGGUAUGUUGGAAAACAUGGAUCGAGAAUUGAUUAGCAGUUUGCUACGCAUGUGGACUGGCAGAGCUAUACUGGUGUUCUUUUCUGAAAAGAAACUAAUAUUGCAGAUAGCAGACUGUUUAGUUCAAAUUGCAUGUACUGCUAACAAUUGAUAAGAGACCUUGUUUCUACAAGCUUCUUGUCCAACAUUGACUGCAAGCUAACAAGAUAACAGUGCUAUGGACCAGGAGGGGCUAGGCUCUAAGACUUUUGGGAAUACAAAGCAUAAAGGAGCUAAAAGGCUCCCAGGGACUGCCGUUGGACCCAAAGGUUCACAGGGAGAGUAAGAGAUAAUACUACUGGACUUGAAGGGUCUAAGGCAGAACGGAGAGAAGAUGACAAAAACCAGAUGUAUGGACCUUUUUGGGGCACCAGGGGUUUGAGGAAUGCACUGAGUUCAGAGGUCGUCACACACACACACACACACACACACUCACACAAAAUGGAAUAUAUGGCAACAGGAUAAUGAGUUGUACCUUUUCUAUUGGUUAAGUGUCAGAGAAAGAGGAGGAGAGAGACACCUAUGCAGAAGGGUAUUUAAUGUCAUGCAACAAUUGUUAGAACGAGUAUUCUGUGUCCUGUACCUGGGACCAGACUCCCUGCAUAUUUCAAUAAACAUAACAACUGACUGAAGAAAAGGACUCUGUGCAGUUUCUUGAAUCUACUUACUCACCAUCCUCUUUUUAA